AGAGGUUGGAUCUGGGUAGCUGAAGUGGCCGUAGGUGAAAGUUGUGUUCAGCAAUCGUGCCUCCGGUGCGAUGAGAAAGCCUUUUUUGAAAAGGCAGAGUCCAUAGGAUAGAAAAAAACAAACUUUCGACAACGCACUGGGUUUUAUGGCCUCUUCAUAGGUUAAGAAAAGGAACACAACGAAUACAUUCCUUGAUGCUGUGCAUGUGUGUGUGUAGUUGAAUGUAGCUGGAUCGUUUCCUUAUCGCACCCGGUAGAAAAAUAGCAUAAACGAUGUCCUUCAAGGAUCUGGUGGAGCCGGAAUGUGGUGGGGCGAAUCCACUCAUGAAUCUGGGCCGUCAGAUACGGCGGGAUGUCGCAUUCCAGGACGAAGGUUUGGCCGGUGGCUCGCGAAGGGCGUUCGCACCUGGCACCGACCGUGAGCUAGUAAACGAGUUCAUGGGACAGAUUGCUCCUGCCCCGCAAUCCUUCCGGAUGGAUGUGCUGCUAAAGGAGAUGCGUGAAAUCGAUGCGCAAAAUUUUCACCGCCAGCAGCAGAUCGUACCCGGACCGGGCGUCAUCGAUACCGUGGCCAGCGGUGUCGGUCCGUGGGCGGAAGAAUACAGAGCGGAAGUAGCGGCAGCGCGUGGCGAAAGCAAACUUUCGAGCAUCUGGUCACAGACACAGCUAAUGCCGAUUCAGGGAGCAGUAAACGCGGGACCUAAUAAUAUACUCUACACGAAGGAUUUUUUCGAUGCGCACGAACCGACAAACGAACUGGAGCGUAGUUCGAUUCGACAGGCAGCCGGUGAGAUUGCCCACGUAGCUUACGGCCACAAUUCCGAGCGGCUGCACCAGAGUGAGUUUUUACGCUUUAUGCGCAACGUUGGCGCGGGAAACAUUCGCAUUCAUGGGGGCCAGGUUUCCAGUAGUGUCUGGGAGAACCGAUUCGACGAGCUGGAAGCGAGCUCGUCCAGAGGUAAAGUGGAGCAACAGGCAACGGAACCAGUGUCACUUACCGGCCAGGAAGAGACACCACGUGUGGUGGAAGAGGCUCAAGAAGAAGACUGGGCCAAGGCGUUCGAAGCGGAUCGAAAAGAACAGGAAGAAGCGUCCGAAAACUACAACAAGCAGUUCUGGGAGCGCCUGCAGGAUGAGUGGCGCACCCUGUCGGAGAGCGACACGCCCCAUCCGUGGCUGUCGGACUUUACCGAUUUCUACGACCCCUACAAAGAGUACAAAUUUGACGAGGAAAAUCCGAUGGCCGAUGUGGAGAAUGCGUUCGAGAAGGGCAAAGCGUUUCUGGCGCAGGGUGAUAUUCCGAGUGCCGUGCUUUGCUUCGAGUCGGCCAUCAAGCAGGAUCCGGAGAAUCCAGAAAUCUGGGAGCAGCUCGGUUUUUCGCAGGCCGAAAACGAAAAAGAUCCAAAUGCGAUCGCGGCGCUCAAUAAGGCGCUCGGGUUCAAUCCGAACAAUAUGCCCGUCCUGAUGGCACUGGCCGUGUCGUACACCAACGAGAGCAUGCAAAGUCAAGCGCUCCGGAUGCUGGUCCGCUGGAUGAAAUGUAACGUGCGGUACGAGGGGCUCGUGCCACCGGAAAUGAUGCAGGCGCAAGCAUCGGGCCCACUCGCCAGUUCGCUGAUCAGUAGUCCAAAUCUGCAAGAGGUGCAGGAUCUGUUCAUCCGAGCCGUACAGCAAUCGCCGAACGAAAUUGACGCUGACAUCCAGGAGGCGCUCGGUGUGCUGUUUAAUUUGUCGUCCGAGUACGAUAAGGCGGUCGAUUGUUUUCAGGCCGCCGUCCAGGUGCGUCCGGAGAACUCGAAAACAUGGAACCGGCUGGGGGCGAGCCUGGCGAACGGAAACCGCUCGGUGGAAGCGGUCGAAGCGUACCAACGGGCGCUUGGCAUACAGCCUGGGUUCAUACGGGCCCGCUACAACGUGGGCAUUAUUUGCAUCAAUCUGAAGGCGUACAAGGAGGCCGCCGAACAUCUGCUGACGGCGCUCAAUCACCAGGCAACAUCCAUUGCCCGCUCGGGGUUGAACGUGUCGUCACCAGCGAACCAAAUGUCCAGUACAAUCUGGACUACGCUCCGUAUGGUGGUGUCACUGAUGGGCCGUCAGGAUCUGCAGCCGGCCAUCGAUGGGCGCGAUUUGGACACGCUCAAUCGCGAGUUUACCAUGAGCAAUGAUUAACGCGUAGAGUUUGGUUGUUGGUCGGGACGAUCGUGCUGACGAUCUGAUCAUAGGUCAGGUGUGUGACAGACCCGCGGACAACAAUUUUUUAGUAGAACAAAUUUACUCGAUCGUAAAGAAAGGUGACGGGGAUUGGGGGAGCUCGGUAGGUUUUUUUACUGGUUUAUUAGCGUUUGAUGUGUCGGGUCGAAUGUAGAAGGUGCGCGUUUGUUUUCUAGAUUUUAUUUGUAUAACAGUAAGCCAGUAGACAAACACAGCAUUCAAAAUUGAAUCGUGCGCCCCUGCUUGGUGAUGAUGGUUGUAAUCGAUAAUUUUUCUUGCUAGGCAGCUAGCCCAAAGGAAUUUGUUAUAAACGUACCUAAGCAUUCACACAUUGAGAACAAAUCAAACCGUGAAGAUGGAAGUGGAAGCGAAGCGUAGCAAAAGUGAAACAAUGCGGACGAUAAAUAUAUA
This is a messenger RNA of Anopheles cruzii, 2621 nucleotides long. RefSeq names its product peroxisomal targeting signal 1 receptor (gene Pex5). The transcript is spliced from 3 exons. Gene Ontology annotation, molecular function: protein binding. The record is from RefSeq and is a predicted model, not a curated record. Bases 273 to 2168 code for a protein of 631 amino acids. Gene Ontology annotation, biological process: protein import into peroxisome matrix, docking. Gene Ontology annotation, cellular component: peroxisomal membrane; cytosol. Lineage: Eukaryota; Metazoa; Arthropoda; Insecta; Diptera; Culicidae.